AUGCCUUUGACCCGUCGCCAUCACCACACAACCACCACCACAACCACCGCCCGGCCCUAUCGCCGCAGCAUCUUCUCUCGUCGCACUCCUCGUCAGCCUCGCGUGCACCAUCAGCGCAAACCCACCCUCAAGGACAAAGUCAGCGGCGCCCUUACCAAGCUCAAGGGAAGCCUGACUCACCGUCCUGGUGUAAAGGCUGCUGGAACUCGCAGAAUGAGAGGCACAGAUGGCCGUGGAUCGCAUCGCCCCAGAAGACGCUUUUGGUAA
Trichoderma atroviride IMI 206040 is the source of this 267-nucleotide messenger RNA. RefSeq lists its product as uncharacterized. The record is from RefSeq and is a predicted model, not a curated record. NCBI's taxonomy places the organism in Eukaryota, Fungi, Ascomycota, Sordariomycetes, Hypocreales, Hypocreaceae.